Messenger RNA from Chlorella variabilis, 3795 nucleotides. RefSeq lists its product as hypothetical. The coding region runs from base 1 to 3795 and encodes 1264 amino acids. The transcript is spliced from 21 exons. The record is from RefSeq and is a predicted model, not a curated record. Gene Ontology annotation, cellular component: nucleus. Gene Ontology annotation, molecular function: damaged DNA binding; deoxycytidyl transferase activity; DNA-directed DNA polymerase activity. Gene Ontology annotation, biological process: error-prone translesion synthesis; error-free translesion synthesis. NCBI's taxonomy places the organism in Eukaryota, Viridiplantae, Chlorophyta, Trebouxiophyceae, Chlorellales, Chlorellaceae.
AUGGCGGCAGAGCAAUUCCAGGCGCAGGCGGCCGUGCUGCCGGGCCAGCAGCGCACCCAGCUGUUCAAGGAUGUUUCAAUACACUGCAAUGGAUUCACCAACCCCAGCCACGCAGAGCUGAAGCAGCUGAUGGCUCUGCACUCUGGCCGAUUCGAGGUCUACUACAGCCGCAACACAGUCACCCACGUCAUAUGCUCCAAUCUGCCAGACGCCAAGGUGAAGCAGCUGCAGAAGGAGCGCAGUCCCACGCCCGUGGUGCGCCCAGAGUGGAUCGUGGACAGCAUCAAGGCGGGACGUGUGCUGCCGAUUGAGGACUAUGUGCUGUGGCAGCUGCGCGAUGCCCCCGGACAGCAGAAGCUCAAGGCCUUCAUGCAGGUCCAGCCUGCGGAGCUGCCGCCCAGUGCCAUUUAUGGAGGCCAUGCGGGGGCUGUGGGCAGCGCUGUGGAGCAGCUGCAAGCCGUGGCAGCACCAGCAGCCACUCCUGAUGGGCUUUUACCUGCCGGUGCAACAUCAACGGCAGCGGGAGCAGCAUUAGAUGGGCACCCAGGAUCACCUACAUUCAGCUUUGAUGUGCGGACGCAGCAGCAAAGGAUUCCGCCCCCAGACUUUCAGCAGGAGCUGUUCCAACAAAGCCUACAGCAGCAGCAGCAGCAGCAGCCUGCAGCUGAGUUGACAUUUGAAGGGGACAAAUCAGGCCUGCGCUACUCCCAUGCGGGCUACGACGCUGAGGAGAUGCAGAGGGCGCAGCAGAUUGCCAGCAAGAUGCGCGCAGAGUGCGACAUGCUCAAGGGUCCUCCCCGGUCCUCCAAGGACGACCCCAAGUUUGUGGACUCAUAUUUCCGGGCCAGUCGUCUGCACUACAUUGGAACAUACAAGUCUCGCAUUGAGGCGCUGAUGGCAUCCAGCGCCGGCUCUGAGGGGCCAAGCCCCGCACCACACGCGCCCGGCCGCCAGCGCACCAUCGUGCACCUGGACAUGGAUUGCUUCUUUGCUGCAGUUGCAGAGGCCGAGAAUCCAGUGUUCAAGGGCAAGCCGCUGGCGGUGUGCCACUCUGCCAGCAGCCGGGGCACGGGCGAGGUGUCCACCUCCAACUACGAGGCUCGCAAGUAUGGGGUUCGGUCGGGCAUGAUGAUCAGCCAGGCCAAGGAGCUGUGCCCCCAGCUGGUCGUGGUGCCCUACCUGUUUGAGCAGUACGCGUCAGUUAGUGAGAAGCGCACCGCCUGCGUGCAGCCCCUGAGCUGUGAUGAGGCGUACCUGGACAUCACAGGUCUGGGCGACCCGCUGCAGCUGGCAGCAGAGAUACGGGCCGAGAUCGAGGCCACCACAGGCUGCACAGCCAGUGCUGGCGUUGGCCCUAACCUUCUGCUCGCCCGCAUUGCCACCGAGAGCGCUAAGCCCAAUGGGCAGAUGAUGGGUCUGGACGUCAGCAAGCUCCCGGGCGUGGGCUGGGCAACUGGAAAGCGUCUGGCGGAGCAUGACAUUCAUUCGGUGGCAGAUGUGCAGGCUCGGUCAAAACAGUUCCUUCAGAUGCAGCUGGGUGCACAACAGGGCGCCAUGCUGCAGGUGGAGCCUCCGCGGGCGCGCAAGUCUGUGGGCGCGGAGGUCAACUGGGCUGUGGAGGUCCAGGAUCGACUGGGGCAAGCGGGGGCAAAGGGCCGCACCCUCACGCUCAAGCUCAUGCGUCGCAAGCCGGGAGCCCCGGAGCCGGUCAAGCACAUGGGGCAUGGAAUUUGUGACAACCUCUCGCGCUCAGUUACCCUGGCAAGCGCCACCGACAGCAGCAAGGAGAUUGCCAGCCACUGCUGGCAGCUGUUGUGCGCGCUCAAGGUCCCAUUUGCAGACAUUCGGGGCAUGGGCAUUACGGUGACUCGCCUGAAUACCGACAUUGCCUCUUCCUCGGUGCGACCGGGCGCUGCGCUGCCUGCCAGGCUUGCACCCGCGGCGGCUGGCCAGCGGGAUGCCUUUGUAGCCUUCUUCAAGAAGGAUCAGCCGUCGCAGGUCUCACCACAGCAGGCUCAGCAGGGCCACAUGGGCGAGGAGGAACAACAGCACCACCAGCAACAGCGGGAACAGCAGCAGCAGCAGCAACACAAGCAGGAUCAAGCUUUGGGAGGGAACCUUCCACCUCGGCAGCAGCAGGAUGUUGGCCAGCAACAAGUCGUCCAACAGCAGAUGGAGCUGGCACACAGCAUACCACGGCCGCAGGCCUUGGCUGCAUCCCCCGGCAGCGCCAAGAAGAGCCCGGACAGCGCCAGGCAGGCACGUCUGGAGACUGUACUGCCGCGCCAGGCGGCGGCCAGCCCGGCUGCAGAGGAUGCAGAGAGGCGGCAGCAGCUGCUGCACGAGUGGCAAGGCGUGUCACUAUCCCAGAUGGAUGCUUCCGUGCUGGAUGCGCUGCCGUGGUCUGUCCGCAAGGAGCUCAUUGAAGCCGCGGCACAAAGAAAUGCGCACCACUUUCAAGAGCGGCAGAAGCAAGUGGACCGCUCAGUGCUGGAUGCGUUGCCGCUGUUGCUGCGCCGGGAGCUGGAGCACGCCUAUGGCAUUGGCCGGGCCAGGAGGCGGCUGCCACCUGCCGGCCCCGCUGGCCGCCGUGGAGAUAAAGCCGGCCAUCAUGGCGGUGCUGGGUCUGGCGGCUUGCUGCGCCACGUCAGCAAGCGCCAGCGCAUCGACUCCUUUGUGUCCAACCCUCCACCCCUGGGCAUCACUGGCAGCGGCCGAGCCCUGGCUGCAGCAGCAGCAGCCCGUCGUGAGCAGCAGAUGUCUCUGUCUCAGGUGGACCCCUCUGUGCUGGCGGAGCUGCCGCCGGAAGUGCGGCACGAGGUGGUUCAGCAACUGCAGCAAGAUGACAGCAAGCAGCACACGCGGCGGCAGCACCGCUCCCGCCUGGGCCAGCAGCACGACGAGGAGCGGGCAUGGCAGCAGCGGUGGGAGGAGGAGCGGCAGCAGCAGGGGCUGGAGGAGGCGGAGCUGGCGGCUGUGGCCGGGGGAACUGUCUGUGGGCUGGUGUCUCGGGGCAUGAAUGGGGCAGGCCUGGAGCGGCAGCAGGUGGAUGCAGAUUUGGAGCAGCUGCCGGACGCGGUUCAGCAGUUUCUGCAGGCGGCAGAUGUGGUGGUAGCGGAAGCCAGGCCCAACCCUGCCAGCAGCCUGGCGGCUGCACUGGCAGAGUGCUUGCAGCAGCUACCGGCGCAGCUUGAUGGGGAUGGCGACGGCGUGCCUGCACCCCGUCUACGCUCUCCCUCGCCAUCGCAAGAGCCAGGUAGCAGAAGUAGGGGGAGCAGGGACGCACCUCCAGGCAGCAGCGGUGGCAGCAGCAGCAUGGAUGUGGACGUGCCUCCCACGCAGCUGGUGGGUGUGGACGGUCACGAGGUGGUUCCAGCUGAAGAGGCAGCAGCGCCACCACUUGCAGGCAGCGACCGCCUGCAGCCCUCACCCCAGCUGCCCAGCCUGCAGCAAGAUGGUGUGCAGGCUGUGCAGCGGCAGGCGAAGUGCAGGGAGGGCUCCCAUCCGAUUGGCAGUGGCGCCAGCAGCAGCCCACCUGGCUCCGGCUUCCAUCGCCCCAGGGUGCAGCAGGGCGUGCAGGCGCUGGGCAGCAGCAUACAGCAUGCAGCAGCGGCCCUCCUAGCAAACCGGGACCUUGAGCAGCUUCGCCUGCUUCUACUGGCCGUGCGGCGCUUGGCGCAACGGCACGUUUGGUUUGCCACCACUGGUGGCGCGGCGGUGGACGCGGCACAGGCCCGCGUGCAGGAGGUGUAUGGCUGGCGGCUGCGCCUGGAGGGGCUGGAUCUCAGCAGAUGA